Molecule: messenger RNA, 3324 nt
Organism: Rhinopithecus roxellana (golden snub-nosed monkey)
Lineage: Eukaryota; Metazoa; Chordata; Mammalia; Primates; Cercopithecidae
Gene: IER2
Product: immediate early response 2
Exons: 1
Coding region: 1625-2296 (223 amino acids)
Source: RefSeq, a predicted model, not a curated record
AGCGGGUCGUCUCUUGUGUAUGUAGGGUCGUUCUGUAGCGUCUCCGGGAGAUGGCCUCCGUGGGAGCCCUCCGGUCGCCCCUACCCGCUGCGGGGUGCUUUCCUGGCGUCACGCCUUCCUGGCCCCUGGAGGGAAGGAAGUGAAACUCUCCUUCCCACCCACACGGCUGGAAUGCGAGUCAGGAAGCCUGGGGCUCCAGCCUGCUCCGGCUGGCCAGACGGGAGAUGGGGAGGGGCGUGUCCGGAGCGUAAAGCCCCGCCCCUCGUCCCCCCGGAAGCCCCGCCACCGCCUGGUAAGGCGAUCACGGGCCCUUUCCUAAUAUGGGCAACCGGAAGCGGCCCGCGCCACUGUCCUACGUCACUCCGUCCAAAUUUAGUUGUGGAAGUCAGCGGGCGCUGGUGGCGGGAAGGCGCCGCGAGCCAGAGCGGGCGGAAACCGGAGGCGCACCACCCCUUAAAGGGCCCGCACCAGGAAUGAAUGGAGCCAUUCGAACAAGUCUGCAUCCUUUUUUUGGAGGAAUUGCAAUUAGGAUUUCUUGGAGAGACAGCGUGUAUCGGAGGGUAGGGCGGAGGUUUUCUGUUUGCUGUGUCUCUGCAUUGCUGGGUUUCAGCUCCCAACCGAACCCCGCCUCCCGGAGCGCGGAGGCGGAACUCGGCCCCCUUGUCUGGGGGGCGGCAGCCACGUGUUCACGGGGACUGUCGUGCGCGCCGGGUUCGCAGCCGUGCGAGCUCUAAACCCACCCGUGGAGCUCCUGUCGCAGGAGACUGCGGGGGAAUGGCUUGGUACGAAUCACGGGAACCCGCAGCCCGGGGAGGCUCACCGCCUACAAGCAAGGGCUGUCGUACGCUAGAGACCGAAGAGCUGGAGGCCCCAGUGGCCCCCGUUCACAGCAGUAGCAAAUAUUGUUUACCAAAUAUUGGCCCAGUGACUGUGCCUUGGUUUCCCCAUUUGAAAGAAGCAGAUAGAACAGUAUCCUCCGAGGAGUGAAGGCUGCGGUUCGGUGAUAAAAGGAGAGCUCUUAACCUAGCCUGGCACGUAGUAAGCGCUGUUAGCAUGAUUAUUGGUGCAGAAAACACUCAUUAGACACACCUGGUAAAUGCUAAGAACAGUGGCCACACGGGAUGGUCAGGCUGGAACCCGGGUCUUUCUCUGUGUGAAGGGAAACUUGCCACCCACGACCCACUGGGGCCUCCAGACGCGAGCAUGUGGGUAGGCCCUGAGCCCCACCCCCGGUCCCCCUUCCCUGGGCCAAGGCGCUGAUGCAUCGGCAAGGCUGAGAGAAAGGAGCCCACCCAGAGAGCUCAGCGUGGAGUGGGGGGAAGCUUCGCCAGGGUUCCCGUCCCCUUUCCCUGCUGGGUAAAUCGCAUUCUGUCGCUUUAAGGAGUGUUUGGCCGCGACGAGUUGGAAAGCCCGGAUGCGUCCUUCGGUUGGGCGGGGUUUCUCAGUGACGUCACUGGGGGUAUAAAAGGGCCUGGGUGGCGGGCGCCCGGGCAGAGCGUCCUAGCAGUGUCACUGCGUGGGUUGGUUCGUGGAGAGAGACGUGAGCGAGCCCGUUGUCCGGAGUGCACCUGCUCCCUGUUCUGUCCGUCCCGGGAGCCCACGCCGCCGUCGCCGUCGAGUCGCCAUGGAAGUGCAGAAGGAGGCACAGCGCAUCAUGACCCUGUCGGUGUGGAAGAUGUAUCACUCCCGCAUGCAGCGCGGUGGCCUGCGGCUGCACCGGAGCCUGCAGCUGUCGCUGGUCAUGCGCAGCGCCCGGGAGCUCUACCUCUCGGCCAAGGUAGAGGCCCUCGAGUCCGAGGUGUCCUUGCCGCCCGCCCUCCCCUCUGACCCUCGCCUGCACCCGCCCCGGGAAGCUGAGUCCACGGCCGAGACAGCGACCCCCGACGGUGAGCACCCGUCUCCGGAGCCCAUGGACACGCAGGAGGCGCCGACAGCCGAGGAGACCUCCGCCUGCUGUGCCCCGCGCCCCGCCAAAGUCAGCCGCAAACGACGCAGCAGCAGCCUGAGCGACGGCGGGGACGCUGGACUGGUCCCGAGCAAGAAAGCCCGUCUGGAAGAAAAGGAGGAAGAGGAGGGGGCGUCAUCCGAAGCCGCCGAUCGUCUGCAACCCCCCCCGGCGCAAGCGGAGGGCGCCUUUCCCAACCUGGCCCGCGUCCUGCAGAGGCGCUUCUCCGGCCUCCUGAACUGCAGCCCCGCGGCCCCUCCGACGGCGCCGCCCGCUUGCGAGGCAAAGCCCGCCUGCCGCCCGGCGGACAGCAUGCUCAACGUGCUCGUGCGGGCCGUGGUGGCCUUUUGAGGACCCCGAGCGGCGCUGCCGGAGCCCAGAGCGCGCGUCGAACCGUCGGCCGGAGGGCGCAGACCUGAGACGAGGCCACCCCCCUCCAUCCCGGUGGGAGCGCCCGCGAAAACCGUGGAGAGAAGCCGCCGCCCGGGCUGCUGAGAGGCCCGGAGAGGGACUCUGUCCCCGGGGAGCCAUCGCCUUCAGUGUGCAGCGACGGCACCGAGGAGUCUGAGCCGGGGGCGCGGGCGCCUUCCGCAGAGACCUGCGCCCACAGGUGCUGUCUUAGUGGACUGGGACGUGAACCUUUCGCUCUCCUUCUGGACUGGGAGAAGGGAGGCUUGGGUUUUUUGUAUUUUUGUUUGGUUUUGUUUUCUAGAUCUCCUCAGGGUCCAACUUGAUUUUGUACUGGGGGCUGUGCUGGCCCUUUUCAAGAGUUGGUUUUGCGUUUCCAACCUCGGAGAAUUCCAGGCACUCCCCUUCCCCCUCCGCUAACAUACUUGUGUAAGCGGUCAUCGUUGCGUCAUGGGGCAGGCGUGGGGAGCUUCCUGUCGCCUUGCGUGGGUGUGGGGCCUGGGAGGAGGGUCUGGGGUGUGCACCCGCCCUGGGGAGUGGGGAGGAGAGUGGCCUGAGUCACUUCACCCCCGCGUGCUGCUGGUUAAUGUCCCGCCUCUCCACCUUCGGGUGGGAGCGGGGGCUGAUCUAGUUUCACAUUGAAGUUUUUCUCAUCUGUAUUAGAGGUGCCCAGUAGGUUCCCAGGUUUCAGCGUGCCCCUCCCUCAGACACGGACACAAUCAUCCCAGAAGUUCCUGGUCUGAAUCACCAGAAUGUUGGAGGGGUGGGGGUGUCAGUGGAAAGGCAUAAAGCUGAGCUGAGACCAGUUGCUGGUGAAACUGGGCCAAUCUGGGGAGGGGAACAUCCUUGCCAGGGAGCUCCUGAGGGUCCGUUUUGUUUACCUUUCGUGUGGUGAAUUCUUUUUAACUCCGUCUACCUGGCGUUUUGUUAGAAAUGUCAGAUAGGAAAAUAAAGACUAUUUGAGUAAAAAA